This is a messenger RNA of Aspergillus aculeatinus CBS 121060, 1311 nucleotides long. RefSeq names its product F-box protein. The transcript has a single exon. Gene Ontology annotation, molecular function: protein binding. NCBI's taxonomy places the organism in Eukaryota, Fungi, Ascomycota, Eurotiomycetes, Eurotiales, Aspergillaceae. The record is from RefSeq and is a predicted model, not a curated record. The coding region runs from base 81 to 845 and encodes 254 amino acids.
CCAGCAGCACCAAGUCCAAUGUUCAAUAUCGAAGAGACCAGCAACAGACCACUUCUGACUGUCGAUUCCCGUUAAUCAGUAUGAUGGUCCCCAAGUUGUCCAAGCUCGCUAUAGGACCAAGAACCCUUCGACCGGCUCAAUCUUUCUGGGGUUCAGAGAUGGUACCAGCAAACGAUAGAUUGACAUCGGACUCAGGACUACACUCAGCCAAAACGCUCGAUCCGGGAAGAACCCCAAGGCCAGACGCAUCCAGGAUAUUCUUCAUCCCUGAAAUCCUCGAGAUGAUCCUUUUAGAUUUGGAAAUUUACACCAUCCUGAUGCUCACGCGCGUGUGCUCAACAUGGAAUAAUCUCAUCCAAACCUCUUCGAAGAUCCGCAGGGCCCUCUUGUUUGCGUCCCGCAUAAUCCAGGCGGGCGUGUCUUACGAUAUCACAAAGCGCGAAUUGGAGAUUGUCGUACCACCAACCUCGGAAGGCCGACCCAGAUGGCCCUAUACUUACUCCUGGCGCGACCACUGGCGGACCAUGCUCCUCCAGAACGCUCCGAGUUCGAGAAUUCGCGUCUUCUGCCCUGGUGUCCCCUUAGAUCACGAGAGAGCUUGCUGUCCCCUUUACGGCCCACACCGGCCAUACAAAUGUCUUAAUCACUGCCAGAUAGAGAUCUCGUCUGCCCAUGAAUUGCAGCAUUGCGGGAAGAUGGAAGUAGUCGUUGUGCAGGAAUGCCCAGAUCGGGAGGGCAUUCCCAGACCCGUGAAGCUAAAUAUGUGGUUUCAAGUCCUACCGCAGGGCGACAGCGAAGACUACUUGCUUGAAUACAGAGGUUGGUCUUCACUCCCUGAUUGGUGAAAGGGGAUAUCUUAGAGCUGCAGCCGAAGAGGUGUGAAUGCUUCCGAUCGACUUUUGGCCUUCUGAUUUGGAAAUUGCCUAGGUUAGGCGGCGAUGUGGGAUGAAGCUUGCUGAGGGAGGGGAAACAAGGAUAGCAUAAGUGGUAGCACAAGAUAAGAUGCAGGUCUGCCGAUAUAGAUGCUGUGUGCAAAGAACAACGCAUACUCGCGAUCAAAUUGCUACUCAUGAGCCUGCUACAUCGUUUCGAAAUGUUCAUCCCAGAAACCAUAACCCACCAGAAACAACACGUAUUUCCACAAGUUCUGCCUCUGUUGAAUCAGUCAGGCAUGAAUAGUGAUUUUGUCAAGGCUUCACCCUUGAUGAGUAUCCUCAAUGCUUCUACUGUCAUUGAAUUUCGCUACCCAUACUCCAAGCAGAGAUGAAUCAAGUCGCAUUGAAUGACCGCAGAGGACUAUCAUGGUAGGAC